Molecule: messenger RNA, 2244 nt
Organism: Mustela lutreola (European mink)
Lineage: Eukaryota; Metazoa; Chordata; Mammalia; Carnivora; Mustelidae
Gene: FRS3
Product: fibroblast growth factor receptor substrate 3
Exons: 7
Coding region: 353-1840 (495 amino acids)
Biological process (GO): cell surface receptor protein tyrosine kinase signaling pathway
Cellular component (GO): cytoplasm
Source: RefSeq, a predicted model, not a curated record
GCCUGAAGGAAAGAAUUUGGGGGAUCCCAGGGUGAAAAAUGUGCAGGCUCCACUGCCCUCCUCCCCACUCCCAAGUUUGUAGCGCCGGCACCGCGCCCCAGCCGGCACAGGGUAGACACCAGGGAACUGCGGCGGUGCCGGGUCUUCCACCGCUCAAGGAACCGAACGCCUUUCCCAGCCAGCAGGUGAGCCCCAGGUGUGUCCCAGAGGGAUCCAGGUGACUUCUCUGCAGACUACUUGCCAUGAUGCCCCACCAAGAACAGGGGGAAUAAAGUGGGGGUCCUUCCCCAUGCCCCUCCCAUGGUCAGCUCCCCAAUGGCCUGGGUGAGGGCGGACUGGCUGCUCUGACACCAUGGGGAGCUGCUGCAGCUGCCUGAACAGAGACAGUGUCCCAGACAACCACCCCACCAAGUUCAAGGUGACAAAUGUGGAUGACGAGGGGGUGGAAUUGGGCUCCGGGGUUAUGGAGCUGACGCAGAGUGAGCUGGUGCUGCACCUGCAGCGGCGCGAGGCUGUCCGCUGGCCCUACCUCUGCCUGCGGCGCUACGGCUACGACUCCAACCUCUUCUCCUUCGAGAGCGGCCGCCGCUGUCAGACGGGCCAGGGGAUAUUUGCCUUCAAGUGCUCCCGGGCUGAGGAGAUCUUCAACUUGCUUCAGGAUCUGAUGCAGUGCAACAGCAUCAACGUGAUGGAGGAGCCGGUCAUCGUCACCCGCAACAGCCACCCGGCUGAGCUCGGCCCCCCUCGGGCCCCCCAGCCUCCCAAUGCUCUAGGCUACACUGUCUCCAGCUUCUCCAAUGGCUUCCUUGGCUGCCCAGGAGAGGGCCCGAGAUUCUCAGCACCCCGGCGCCCCUCGACGAGCAGCCUGCGACACCCCUCGCUUGGGGAAGAGUCUACUCAUGCCCUCAUUGCCCCUGAUGAGCAGUCCCACACAUAUGUCAACACGCCAGCCGGUGAGGAUGACCACCGCCGGAGCCGGCAUUGCCUGCAGCCCUUGCCCGAGGGCCAGGCGCCCAGCCCCCCCCAGCCCGGGGGCCCUGACCCCCGGGACCCCCAGGUGUUUCUGCAGCCAGGCCAGGUGAAGUUCGUGCUGGGCCCCACCCCCGCUCGGCGGCACAUGAUGAAGUGCCAGGGCCUCUGGCCCAGCCUGCAUGAUGCCCCCCCCAACAACAACAACAACGAGGGCGCAUCUGAGUGCCCGGCUCAGCCCAAGUGCACCUAUGAGAAUGUCAGCGCGGGCCUGCGACCGGGGGCCGGCUGGAGACUGAGCACGGAGGAGCCAGGCUGGAAUGGUCUUGCCCACCGCCGGGCCGCCCUGCUGCACUAUGAGAACCUUCCCUCCCUGCCCCCCGUGUGGGAGAGCCAUGGCCAACAGCUGGGGGAGGAGGCUGGGGAUGACGGAGACUCGAGGGAUGGGCUCACUCCCUCCUCCAAUGGCUUCCCUGAUGGUGAGGAGGACGAGACCCCACUUCAGAAGCCCACCAGCACCCGGGCUGCCCUCCGUAGCCAUGGCAGCUUUCCUGUGCCACUGACCUGCCGCCGAGGCUCCCCGAGGGUCUUCAACUUUGAUUUCCGCCGGCCGGGCCCCGAGCCCCCCAGGCAGCUCAACUACAUCCAGGUGGAGCUGAAGGGCUGGGGUGGAGACCGCCCCAAGGGGCCCCAGAACCCCUCGUUUCCGCGAGCCCCCAUGCCCACCACCCACCCUGUCCGCAGCUCAGACUCCUAUGCCGUGAUUGACCUCAAAAAGACCGUGGCCAUGUCCAACCUGCAGAGGGCGCUGCCCCGAGACGAUGGCACUGCCAGGAAAACCCGGCACAACAGCACCGACUUGCCUCUGUAGGGACUUCCUCAACUCUCCUCACGCUCCUGUUCCCCAAACCCACACCCUGGGUUCAAGGUUGCUUUGUAGAAGGCCACCGAGGUGGAAACCCAGGCUUCCCUGCGCUGGCUGGCAUCCCCGAAGAUAGCAGCCACUGAGUCUCCUGGUCUUCUAAGCUGGGCAGAAAAGGGUGACCAGGCAAGGAGGGAGCCGGGACGUAAACUGUGAAGGGUUCCUCUGAUGCAUUUAAGCACCCUCCCGUUUAUGUCCAUUUGUCUUGUCUCUCGUCUGUCUGUGUGUUCUCUUUGGUUGAAAUUUUGAAACAUUUUGUACCUGUUGAUUUUAUUUAUCAGUUUAUUUUUCUAUUUAUUGUUUUAAAUGUAAUUUAACAUAUUUAUUAUUAAUAUAAUUAUUUUUAAAUUCUG